AUGAAGAUCUUUGCGUCAACAAUCGCCACCGCACUCAUCGUGGCUGCUGAAAGAGUCUACGCGUUUCCGAGCACUGGUACCACAUCGCUGAGGAACGAGUCAAGCAAGAAGGAUAUUCUUAUUGGGUCUGGAGCGAUCAAUCCGGUGUAUCUCAAUGAUCCGGAGUUCUCCGCUGUCCUUGCCAAUCAAUUCAACAGCCUCUCUCCCGAAAAUGAAAUGAAAUGGUCGUUCAUCAACCCGACCAAAGGGCACUACAACUGGGAUCCGAUCGACCGCCUCGUUAACUUCGCGGAAGACAACAACAUGGUGGUCAAGGGACACGGCCUUAUCUCAAACUGCUGUAACCCUGACUUCCUCCUCAACAUCACCCACCCUGCGGCCUUUCGUACUGCGAUGAAGACUCACUUUGAGGCGGUCAUGCAUCGAUACGAUGGCAAGAUAGAUCGGUGGGACGUUGUCGCCGAAGCCUUGAAAAAUCAGGGAGGCGGCCUAAACAACAAUACCUUCUAUCAAGUUCUCGGAUCCGACUACGUUGAAGAUGCCUUCCGCAUCGCCCGAGCAGCAGCCCCAGGCGCCAAGCUAGUUCUCAACGAAAAUAUGGUCGAGUCACUUCCUGGCAAACGCCAGGAACUAUACAACCUGGUCUCCGGACUCGUGGCAAAGGGCGUCCCAAUUGAUGGAGUCGCCCUCCAGAUGCACAUCACUGCAGUAGCCCUGAAACCGGGCGUUAUCACGGAGAUUGUCAACUCCUACAAGGCGCUCGGAUUGGAGGUGUCAAUCGCCGAGAUGGAUGUUCACACGCUCGACAACGCGCUCGAGACUGAUAUUUACGGCGCCGUCAUCGGCGAGGCUCUCGACGCAGGAAUCACCGACAUUAGCUUCUGGGGCUUUACAGAUAAGCACGCUUACACCUGGGCGAAGGGCGCAAAGCCGUUGAUGUUCGACCAGUGCUACAAGCCCAAGAGUGAGUUUUAUGCCACUCACGCUGCCCUCACCAACUUCGUCAACCGUUCCUAA
This is a messenger RNA of Penicillium verrucosum, 1017 nucleotides long. Its product is annotated as endo-1,4-beta-xylanase. The transcript has a single exon. Gene Ontology annotation, molecular function: hydrolase activity, hydrolyzing O-glycosyl compounds. Gene Ontology annotation, biological process: carbohydrate metabolic process. The record is from RefSeq and is a predicted model, not a curated record. The coding region runs from base 1 to 1017 and encodes 338 amino acids. Lineage: Eukaryota; Fungi; Ascomycota; Eurotiomycetes; Eurotiales; Aspergillaceae.